UUUAUUAUGCUUUAUUUUCAGAUUUUUGUUACAAUUUGGAAUGCUAGAGAAAGUUACCAGAAUGAUUAAAAGUGUCAUUUUCACGGCACUAGUACUAGCUUUUCACGUGGAGGUAUUUAAAGAUGACAAUGUAUUCAACCAGUCGGACAUGUGUUAUCUCGAUAAUAAGAUAGAAAAAGGAACAAGAGAGACAGAAAAUAUUUGUCAUAUGAAAAUGGGCGAGUUGAGCAGAAAUCUUAACAAGCGGACGGAACAGUUUGAGAUAGAAAGGCAUAAAAAUGUAAAAACUUCUCGACACUGCAUGAAAGAGAAAUUUACAGAUAUUGCGACUGGAAUUGGGAAUUAUUCAGAUCCGGCUAAAAACGAAUCAAUAAAACAAAAUGAAAGAGUUCAGGAAUAUAGUUUAGAAGAUAUAUUUAGAAAGGAGAUAGAAAAAGUGAGAAAUGACAUGAUGAACUAUAGUAAUCAGUCCAAACAUGAGUAUAUUGGAUGUAUACAGCAGCUGCAGUCACAUAUGGGAGAAAAAUUCAACACUUCUCAACAUUUGUUCUUAAAAGAGAUGACCCAAGCUCAAAACAAGUUGAUCAGCUUCAUAAAUCGGUCUAAAAUCGAAUCAAAUGAACACAUCAAAGAGAUAACGACAGAUAUAAGAGGAGAUAUUGCAAAUAUGACAAAAAUCAUUGACGACUUUAGAAAUUUAAGUGAUCGGUUCAGGAAUGAAUAUAAUGGUCUUAUUAAGGAACUAAAACGAGAAAUACAAGAAAACGUAACCGUGCUACAAAAAUACAUUGCAAACGAAGUGAGAAAUUCAAGAUCUAACAUCAACUAUGAAAUAAAAAAUUACAUUUCAGAUUAUGGUUCUAUGACUUUGACUGUGUGUGCAAUACAAGUGAUAAUAACGUCCUUUUGCUGUUGGAAAAGGUCUAGCAAAUCUACAAAUCAGCAACAAAAACUGGAAUCAGAAACACCUGAACUGAAUAUGGAAAAUUCGGUGGCUGUUGUUAGUUUUACUGAGGAGAAUAGAGAGCUUCAUCUAACUAUUGCUCGGACUGUGGCAUCAGCCUUUCGAAUCCAUCCUACCUAUGUUGGUGGAUUGAACAAUAUAUUAAAUAUUGAACUUAAUUCAAAGGUCUGUCUGAUUUUUGUGGAUAAGAAUGAAAGGAAUAUAAUUUUGGAAACCGAUGUGGACAUUUCAACAACACGUUCCAAUUUCGUAGAAGGCCAAGUAAAGAGAGGUAGCACACACGUAUUGAUAGUUUAUUGUCAGCAUGAAGGCUCCCGAAACUUGACCACGCUGUACAACAGAAAUCUUGGUAACAUCAAACAGCAUGCAACACUGAAGCAGCUACAGAGACAGAACCGUGUUCUGACCAUUGAUAAAGAGUUCUCUCCCUACCAAACCGACUAUCUUAGAAUAUUCUUGAAUGAAAUGUUGAUAGACUAGUUUGCACUAUAAUGCUUUUUAAAGUCAUAUAAAUUGAAACUUAAUAUAGAGUGUAAUUAUGUAUCAAGGAAAAAAGA
Magallana angulata is the source of this 1521-nucleotide messenger RNA. RefSeq lists its product as uncharacterized. The coding region runs from base 41 to 1444 and encodes 467 amino acids. The record is from RefSeq and is a predicted model, not a curated record. Lineage: Eukaryota; Metazoa; Mollusca; Bivalvia; Ostreida; Ostreidae. The transcript is spliced from 6 exons.